UGCCAAUCCCCAGUACAGAUAACUCAUCCAGAGCUCUUUGACCUCUGGCAGAAAGCUGUUCAAAGAUAUGAUGGCAAACAUUUAGUUGUGAAUUGCAUACAAAUGUAGCGAGGAAGAGAGAGAAAGCAAGACUGCAAGUCAUAUUUCAAGUGAGCAAGAGAGCGUAAGAGUGAAAGAAACAGCGUGUGCAAACAAACUGGUCAUGCACAGAUGGACCCCAUCCUUCCAUACCACAACACCCUAAGGAUGUGGUGCUGACCAUCGUUCUGGACCAGUAGGACACACAGCAGAUUGAUCAGGGUGUUCUCUUUCUACAGUGACUCAAGGCAGCUGGACACUGGCUGGGAUUCUCGAAUGCUCGCACUCUCAGGCUCCAUGGAGGAUCCCCAUGACCAGCCACAGGAGUGGAGCCACUGUCUGGGACAGGAGGGCAAGACCAGCCAUGAAAGACGCACCUCAGUUGUCACAUGCAUACCGAACUGUACACUCAUCGGCACUCGCUGACACAGCCUUCCUCAGAGGAAAACACAGACAGCUCCUCAGCAUGGAGUGAAAGCCCCAGUGAGAGUGAGAGCCAAGGAAGUGAUGAUGAGUACCAACAACUGCAGACGGAAAACUCACGCAGGAGAGGAAGUGGAAAGGGCAGAGAGUAAGGGCUCAAAAGAGUCAAAGGUAAGCGGGAGGAACGGGGCAGAGACCUCCCAGGAGUCUCCAUCCUCCAUCCAGAGCCAACAACCCUCCUUCCCCUGUAAGGUCUGCAAGUCAUUCAGGCACAUGGGAAAUGUCAACGUGCAUGUAAGAGUGCACACGCAGGAGGAGCUGUACCUCUGCAGUGUGUGUGGUAAACAGUGCCGGUCCUCAGAGGAACUGACAGGAAACUAUGAGAUCCACAUCGGGGAGAAGCCCUACCGCUGCCACUCCUGUGGAAAGGGCUUCAGACAGGCAGGAGAGCUGAGGGUCCACACAGGAGAGAAGUCCUACAAGUGUUCUGAGUGUGGGAAAAUGUUCAUCUCGCCACUACACUCAGAAUCCGUCAGAAGAUCCACACAGGAGAGAAGCCCUAUUGCUGCGAGGUCUGUAGGAAAUUCUUCACUCAGAAGGUUCACCUCAACGUGCACAUGAAGGUCCAUGUAAAGGCCAAAUAGUGAGGAUAUAGAGAGAGGAGUAAGGGAUAGACUGCUUUUCAGGUCAAUAGCAUAAACUAUUCUGACAUGUGGCGUCACUCCUACGCAACACUCGUUCCUCUGUUUAAAGAUAUUGUGUGAGACUGAUUCCCUUCUCCUGAUUUUUUUAAUUAUAAUUAUACUCAAAGAACAUUUGCUAUGUGAAAAUGUGUGGUAAGUGUUAAUCUUCAAUGCUUCAAACCAGUGGCGAUUUUAGCAUGUAAAUCUUGGCCCAAAAAAAACUAAAGUAGGCUGCAUUGCUAGCAAAGCCACUACACUACACAACACAACACUAAACAAUACAUUUAAUUGCACUAUAACAGUGACAAAAGGUGCCCACAAACUGUUAGGACCUACAUAAAGCUGUCCCAAAAGCAGUCU
Molecule: messenger RNA, 1544 nt
Organism: Oncorhynchus gorbuscha (pink salmon)
Lineage: Eukaryota; Metazoa; Chordata; Actinopteri; Salmoniformes; Salmonidae
Product: zinc finger protein 253-like
Exons: 2
Coding region: 586-1122 (178 amino acids)
Biological process (GO): regulation of transcription by RNA polymerase II
Molecular function (GO): DNA-binding transcription factor activity, RNA polymerase II-specific; RNA polymerase II cis-regulatory region sequence-specific DNA binding
Source: RefSeq, a predicted model, not a curated record